AUGCGUCGCAUCUCUGCCUCCUCGCGAGUUCUUGGUAUGUCGGCCGCCGCUGGCGGGCGUUUCGCCCCCCGCACCGCCUCGGUGCUGACCACUACUACUCGCCGCUCCUACGCGACCGAUGACGCGCAAAGGGAGGCGCACGAGAAGGCCGUGAAGGAGGGCAAGCUCAUCUUCACGCUUGCGUGCCCCCACGAGACCCUCAUUAAUGCUGAGCCCGUCAGGAUCGCCACGGUGCCCUCGGCCACCGGCGACAUGGGUAUUCUCGCCCACCAUGUGCCCACCAUCGCCCAGCUCAAGCCCGGCGUGGUGAAGGUGACCAAGUUCGACGAGUCGGGCGCCACCAGGGACGCCGACUACUUCAUCAGCGGCGGCUUCGUGACCGUCUACCCCGAUUCUCACUGCAACGUCAACGUCGUCGAGGCCUUCCCGCUCGACCAGCUCGACCCCGAGAAGGCCAAGAAGGGUCUCGAAGAUUUUACCAAGGAGCUUGCUUCGGCCAGCGACGCUGAGGCCAAGACCGUGGCCACGAUCGGCGUUGAGGUGUACAAGGCCAUGUGCUCUGCGCUCAAGGUGUAA
Acanthamoeba castellanii str. Neff is the source of this 576-nucleotide messenger RNA. Its product is annotated as ATP synthase, Delta/Epsilon chain, betasandwich domain containing protein. Lineage: Eukaryota; Discosea; Longamoebia; Acanthamoebidae. Gene Ontology annotation, biological process: proton motive force-driven ATP synthesis. The coding region runs from base 1 to 576 and encodes 191 amino acids. The record is from RefSeq and is a predicted model, not a curated record. The transcript has a single exon. Gene Ontology annotation, molecular function: proton-transporting ATP synthase activity, rotational mechanism.